GAGCCUGGUCAACCAGGGCAACCGACUGUCGAAAUUAUCACAGAUGGCUGCGUCUUCCUUCGCUGGGCUCGCCCACUUUUAGAUGGCUCUGGCGGUCCCCUCUCGGGCUACCAAAUCGAAAUUUGUGAACUUGGUUCAACAAAAUGGAACCGAGCCAGCCAACAGUUACUCUUUGAGGCAAAUGAGGCCCGGCUUGACGGUUUGGGGGCCGGAAAAGAUCUCCAAUUCCGCGUAAUUGCCAUUAACAAGGCAGGCCAAAGCCCGCCCUCCGAACCUUCGAAGCCAGUGCGACUUGGUACGCUCAGUGAUUUGCAAAUGAUUGACUCCCUAUUUGUAUUUUUAGAAUUGAGCUGCCAUGGCAAGUGCCAAUACUUAGGGGAGUGA
This is a messenger RNA of Protopolystoma xenopodis, 384 nucleotides long. The record is from the annotation of a GenBank genome assembly. NCBI's taxonomy places the organism in Eukaryota, Metazoa, Platyhelminthes, Monogenea, Polystomatidea, Polystomatidae.